Messenger RNA from Chara braunii, 6313 nucleotides. The record is from the annotation of a GenBank genome assembly. NCBI's taxonomy places the organism in Eukaryota, Viridiplantae, Streptophyta, Charophyceae, Charales, Characeae.
GCAAGAUUGUGUUUCUUCUUGGCAAUCUUGCAGACGUAAGCAGAGGACAAGGAACGCGCAUAAUGGACUACCAGGUAGCAUAUCAUGGCGUCGUGGAUGGCGAUACCAUCCUGAUUCUGGAGCGAGUGCACCUGCGUGAUGCUGCGGUUGGUAUGGAGCCAUGGGGAUCAUCACCGGAAGGUCGGAGCAUGACGAGGACAUAUGAUAUAAAUUUGAAUGGUCGUAUGGUUCUUCGUGUGGGGUUUGGUUUUUCCUACCUUCGGGGAUCUUUAGUUGCUCUUCGUUUCUGUAUGCGUCGAUUUGGUGAAGUGAUUCUCGUAGGGGAGCCAGCGGAAGGCAAGGAUAUACUGUUGUGCAUCCUAAAGGCAUUGGUGACUGCGCUCGCGACUGAACAUCAAGGUUUUAUAGUUCCAACGGCUGGUUGGGAUGUGGCAAUAGAAGAUCCCUUAUCGCGCCAGGACUUGUGGGGAGAGAUCAAGGAGUACGAGGCGCUGUGGGAUUCCGGUUCUCAGGGCGACUUCAUUCACCCCCAUGUGGUGAAAGAAGCCCGCUUACCUACGACCGGGUCUCCGUCUCCCAUCUCUGUCAGCCUAGGGGAUGACAAGACCCAACGCUUCUUCGAUCAGACAGUCACCGACCUCCCUUUCUUCCUCACUCUCGAGUCGACUGAUCGUUCCCCGGCGUUUCGUCGCCACCGCUCCUCUGCACAUUUCGAUGUGAUGGAGACAGGGUACGACUUCAUUCUCGGCACUCUGUGGUCUCGUCGGUUCCGCAGCACCGAGGUCGAUUGGGCGACCAACACUCUCGUUCUCAAAACGAAGUGUGGACAGAUGUAUCGCGUACCUUUCAUAGGUACCACCACGACACCACGCCCCGAUCCUCCUCCCCCGGAGCCUUCCGUGCCCACACCACCUCCUUCUAUCACGGUCACCUCGCCUCAGCAGUUUGCCCACUUCAUCCGACUGGACGACGUCACCUUCUUUAUGGUGAACGUGAAGAAUCUCUUACACUAUGAUCCACCCUGUCCCGAUGCCGAGCUCAUCCCUCUGGAGCCAGAUCCUCCUUCUAUCUCCAUGGCUCCCAUCUCUACUUCCGUCCCUCCGCCGUCCGUCGAGUCCACCCCGCCGUCGCGCGCUGACACUGACGAUGAGGAACUCGCACGAUAUACGGCCGACUUGGAGCCCGCAGUUCGUGACCUCAUCCGAGAGUACCACAACGUUUUCCCAUCGUCGUUCUCGUACGCCGGCAUCCCACCGAUGCAUGACGUCGAGCACUCCAUCCAGCUUGUGUCGGACUAUCGUGUUCACCACCAGACACCCUACCGACUCUCGAUCCCCGAGGCCACCGAACUCAAGCGUCAGCUUGAGGAGCUCCUGAGACUGGGUUUCAUUAAACCUAGCAACUCCCCGUGGGGUGCACCCAUCCUCUUUGCUCGCAAAGCGGAUGGAACUCUUCGUCUCUGCAUCGACUACCGCGGUCUCAACCGCUACACGGUUAAGAACAACUACCCCAUGCCUCGCUCCCAUGAGCUGUUCGACCGCCUAGCAGACAACCGCUUCUUUACGAAGAUUGAUCUUCGUAGAGGUUACCAUCAGAUCCGCGUCGCAGCAGCCGACCAGCCGAAGACCGCGUUGCGAUCGCGCUUCGGCCACUACGAGUUUACGGUGAUGCCAUUCGGCCUCACCAAUGCACCCGCUACCUUACACAGGGCGAUGAACGACAUCUUCAGGGACAUCCUGGAGCAGUACGUUCUCGUCUACCUCGACGAUAUCCCGGUCUACAGUCGUACCCUUGAGGAGCACCUCAGACGCCUCCGCGACGUCCUUGACCGCUUGCGCAGACAUGGCUUCUACGCCAAGCUAAGCAAGUGCCGCUUUGCCCAGCACAAAGUGGAUUUCUUAGGACACUACGUGUUUGACCAGGGUCUCCACAUGGACGACGCGAAGAUCACUGCUAUUGCGGAGUGGCCCGCCCCCACAUCCGCCAAGCAGCUUCGCAGCUUCCUAGGCCUGACCAGUUACUAUAGUAACUUCAUCCGGGGAUACGCUAGGUAUUCCUACGUCCUUACCUCCACCCUCCUCCGGAAGAACCCACCCUGGGCCUGGACACCCCUCCACGAGGACGCCUUCCUCGCCCUCAAGAAGGCGGUGACAUGUGCACCGGUUCUUCACCUACCCGAUUUUGACCGCCCUUUUAUUCUUACCACCGAUGCGCCAGACUUUGCUGUAGGAGUAGUGCUUUCACAGGUCUUCCCCUCCUCUCCUGAUUCCUCUCAUCCUCGUAUCCCUCGGGUCCCACCACCUACCCCUACCACUGCUUCCCGACUGACGCCUACUCGUCCAACUACUGACAAGCCCUCUACUGACUAUUCUCCUACCAUCGCCGAGGACGGCACUGUCGAGUCUCGCUCAGGUGAUUGUCCGAUAGCCUUUUACUCCCGUCAGCUCCUGCCCGCCGAGAUAAACUACACCGCUGAUGAACGUGAGGUUCUCGCAGUAGUUUAUGCUGCUCGACACUGGCGUCACUACCUGCAUGGGGCACCAUUCACGAUCCAGCUCUCUUCCAUCUCGGUCACCAUUGUCCACCACUCGGUGAUCGACGAGUUUCGCACUCAGUACUGCCACUGCCCCGACUAUCGCGACAUCCACGCGACCCUUCGGAGUGGCAAGACCGUCCCGAACUACUCUCUCGGGGACAAUGGUCUCGUGUACUGGCACGGUUCACAGGGCACCAGAGAGCCCCGUAUUUGCGUUCCCUCCACUGGACAGCUCCGUGUCCGAGCAGUAGCAAAGUUCCAUGACCCGGCAGCCGCCGGUCAUAUGGGCUUCCACAAGACGUUGGCUCGUGUAAGCCGCCUGUAUGUCUGGCCGAAGCCCAAGGACUUUGUGAAGGACUACGCCGCAGAGUGUCCCACCUGUCAGGAUGUGAACAGUGCGAACCACCUGCCUUAUGGUUUGCUCCAGCCUCUUCCCAUCCCAGAGGGUCGUUGGCAGUCCAUCUCGAUGGACUUUAUCGGUCCUCUUCGUCCUCUGACCCCCUGCGGUCAUGAUGCUAUCUUGGUCGUCGUCGACCGCUUCACGAAGCGUGCACGCUUUGUUCCGUGCCGCUAUGCCAUCAGUGCACGUGAGGUCGCUGACAUCGUGUUUGAUCGAGUCGUGCGUGACCACGGCUUACCUCUGAGCAUCAUAUCUGACCGAUUACGGCCAGCAGCGCAGUCGUCGUUGCCGUUAACGGCGAUGUCAGGCCCCUUUCCGGUACAAGCUGGCACACAGCCAAGUGGUACGUCUGUAGCAGCCGCACAGACUAUAGCUUCUUCUUCUUCUGGUCCAGCGGCUGGAGCUACACCACAGCCGCAACAAUUUGUUCCACCACAGGGACAUCAACAAAGUCCAUGUUACCCAAAGACCCCAAUGAAACCGCCCCUUGCCUUCUCCGGUGAGAAGAAGGACGAGGAGCUCAACACUUGGUUGAGAACACUUCCAAUGUGGGUAAGGGCAAAGAGGACGUUGCAGGAGGAGGAGGUGAUUACUGCUGCAUCUUACCUUGAGGGUAAGACAGCCAAAUGGCUGGAUGGGAUAGUAGCGAAGGCCGGGUUCGGACGAUGCAUGGCAGACUGGGGUAAGACCCUCACUUUAGAAGAGUUCUUAGAUAUGGUAGAAGCUCGCUGGCAUAAUCCGCAGCAGGCACAAAUUGCCACUGACGCAAUGUUGAGAUUGGACCAGCGAAAGUACAAGUCAGUCAGAGAGCUAACGUGUACCGUAGAGAACCUCAUCGUCGUUCCCGGUAUACGCUACGAUGACCAGGUCUUAUUGACCAUGUUUCUGAGAUGUCCGCCCGAGAAUCUCAGGACCUUACUGGCCAGCGAGGCUCGCCUUGAGUAUCAUUCCUUUGAGACCUUCUCUAGAAAGGCCCUAGAUUUGGAGGCUGCUCUAGGAAGUGCUCAGCCUACUCCAGUAGACGGGAGGAAGAAGAAGAGUCCACAAGAAUGGAAGAAGAAGGGUAGUAGAUUGAUGAUGGUUGAGUCCGAUGGGACCCAAACUGAAAUCGAAGAACUUACCGACCUGAUGGACGGUUCAGAGUACGACGGCGAGGAAGUCGCUGAGGGUAGCACCCUUGAUGCAGUUGUAAAGACUAGGGCAGGUGGCCGAGGUAGGGGCCAUCAAAAGAGUCAAGGGCAAACCGCCUCCAAUCAGUCCAAAGUAGCAGAUUGGGUAAGGCAGGUCUUGAUCAGGAUGUGUGGCGGGACCGCCGAGUGCGUGGUGCUUGCAUCAAAUGUGGUGAAUAUGGAGACACCCAGUACAAGUGCAAGAACGCAAAGAGGUCCUAGAGGGGAACAUUUCGUGGUGGAAGUUGCUGAAGGAGGCCGCAAAUGUGGUGCCUUCGUAGACAUCGGCUCCACGCGGAAUUACAUAAGUCGCGACUGUUUGGAAAGGCUGCACCUAAAGGACCGGGUACAACACCUUUGUAGACCGGUAGCAUCUACUUUGGCCAAUAAGGAGCGCAUGGUUGUCACAGACUAUAUCCAGGAUGUAGUCUGUACCUUCUCCUAUGGAGGAGGGGAACUUAAUCAUAAGAUUUCGUUCCUGGUUAGCAAUGACUUACCAUUCGAUAUGCUGUUAGGAAUGCACUACCUUGAGGUUGCCAAGCCCCAGUUUGACUGGGACAAGAAGGUGCUAAAGCAUAAGUUGCAGGAUGGAAGGACCGUGAGACUGGCUAAGUAUAAGGCUAGUAGUUUAAUAGAAUCCUAUGGCUGCUUGUGCGCAUCAGCAUUCUACAGUUACUAUAAACAGAACCAAGCGGAGGGUAUGUACCUAGUGUAUGUCUCUGAGAAAGGGGAGGCCGUUAAAACACCCCCAGAGAUAGAACACGUCGUUGCUAAGUUCCAUGAUCUGUUCAAAGAGCCCACAGGAGUCGUAGACAGGGAGAUUGUCCACACCAUAGAAAUCAUUCCAGGGAGUAAAACCCCAAAGGGAAGGAUCUAUAGGAUGGCUCCAACCGAGUUGGACGAACUUCGGCGACAACUGAAAGAGCUGACAGAAAAGGGUUGGAUACGGCCGAGUACUUCCCCCUUCGGAUCUCCAGUGCUAUUUGUACCGAAGAAGGGGGGAACAUUGAGGAUGUGCAUUGAUUACAAAGGCCUCAAUGCCAUCACAGUGAAGAACGCAGAGCCUCUACCUCGCAUAGACGACCUAUUGGACAAGGUGCAGGGAUGUAAGUACUACAGCAAGAUAAACUUAAAGUUCGGCUACCAUCAGAUUGCUAUAAGACCUGAGGAUCAACAGAAAACUGCAUUUCAUACCAGAUACAGUCUGUACGAGUUUGUGGUGAUGCCCUUUGGCCUUUGCAAUGCACCGGGUACAUUCCAACACGCCAUGAAUACGAUCUUCCAUGACUACUUAGAUAAGUUUGUCGUCGUGUACCUUGACGAUAUUCUCAUCUUUAGUAAGUCUGUCAAGGAGCAUGCACAACACAUAGAAACUGUACUAUCACUCCUGCGACAACACAAGUAUAAGGUCAACCUAGAGAAAUGUGAGUUUGGACGCACUAGGAUCUUGUACUUGGGUCAUGAGGUAUCCGCGGAAGGAAUUAGGCCGGAAGAUGCAAAGGUGGCUAGUAUCAGGGACUGGCCACGACCUCAGACUGUUACUGAGGUCAGAUCUUUCUUAGGGAUGUGCGGCUACUAUAGGAACUUUGUGAAGAACUAUUCCACAAUCGCCUCUCCUUUGACUGAUCUAACUCGACUUGACACGCCAUGGGACUGGAGUGAUGAGUGCGAGGCUGCUUUCAAACGAUUGAAGCAUGCACUCAUGAAUCAUGAGAUGGAUCCGGUAAAUGGGGUGUACGGAAAGGACAGCGCUCCAGACACCUGGAGGUACGGCACCGAGACCCCAAAGUUCCGGACGCCUCCAAGCCCCAAGCCCCAGCAGGGUAGGUCCGAAAGGUCCACGCAGCCGUAUACCCUGAAGGAGCAAGCCAAAAUUGAUGCGAAGUUGACAAAACAGAAGGGAAAAAAAGCGGAAAGAUUGAGAAAGGAGGAGGAGAUGGAAAAGAAGUUGGAGGAGGAGGAAAAACAGUUAGAAGAAGAGAAGAAAAAGGUAGAGGAAAGGAUGCGGAAGGAGAUGGAAGAAGAGGCAAGGAAGAUCGUCGAGGAAGAAGAAAUUGACAGCAGAUGAGGAGAGAUAUGAUUUGGGAGCCCCGCUUUCUGAAUGCGUCAUUACACCCAUUUGUGAGCUUGACAGCCCGCUUCAGGAGGUUUGCAGAACACCAGGUACAAAGCUGAGAUCUCACUCCCAAAUCAAGAGCACAACAUGUC